AUGCACGUGCCCGUGUUCCACCUGCCGAUGCUCUCGGUCGACGAGCAAGCGUCGCUCGUGUCCCUCGGCGCGUCGGCCUUUUGCGAUCUCAUUGACACGACCGCGCGCCUCGACCGCAACCGCCACGCCGCGGUCCAGCUCCCGGCGCGCCACCCGGACGUCGACGACCGCAUCUCGUUCCACGCCUCGACGCUCGUCAAGCACACGAAUCUGGACGCGAUCGCGACCUAUCACAUCACAGCGACCGAGGCCAACGACGUGUACUGCCGCACCUUCCACUGCCUCCUCACGUCCGUCCUGUACACGCUCGAAUUGCCGUCCGCGGGUCGCCCGUACCAUUACGUGGCGGUGCGCUGGCUGCUCCUGCCCUCGACGCUGCCGUGGGUCAAGCCGCGCGACGUGGUCGUCAUCGAGUACAUGGACUCGUAUGUCGGACGGGACGGCGUUCCCGGCUUUGCGCGCUGCGUGCACUCGAUCGACCACCGCUGCGCCCCGUCGCUGGUCGCGACGCAUGGUUUUGUGCGCGGUCAUUUCGACCACGGACACUCGUUCGCGUCGCGGUAUGCGACCAAGUCGGUGUGCGCUGGCCUCCUCCGGCACUUUGAUACGCUCAACGAGCGCAUCUAUGUGCAUUUCCACGUGCUUCCGCGCAAGAUUAGCGUCUCGGCCUCGACGUGGCGGCCCGACGACUUUGCGUCGACGUCGUGCGGCGACAGGACCGCGUGCACGUACUGCAUGCAGGCGUUCCACCUCUUGCGGCGCCCAACCCUGUGCGAGACGUGCCACCAGAUUUUGUGCAAGAAAUGCACCCGGCGGAUCACCAAGACAUCACGACACCGCGUGUGCCUGACGUGCUACGUGCGCCACGAGAUUGACGGCAGCCCGCGUCCGAUCUUUGCGGAGCCGAUGCUGCUCGAGUCGCCCGGCUGGUCGGAGUUUUGCGCGCGGCGUCCGCCCGACGAUCGCUUUGUCCAGUCGGUCUAG
This is a messenger RNA of Saprolegnia parasitica CBS 223.65, 984 nucleotides long. RefSeq lists its product as hypothetical. The record is from RefSeq and is a predicted model, not a curated record. NCBI's taxonomy places the organism in Eukaryota, Oomycota, Saprolegniomycetes, Saprolegniales, Saprolegniaceae. The coding region runs from base 1 to 984 and encodes 327 amino acids. The transcript has 6 exons.